Molecule: messenger RNA, 10067 nt
Organism: Dama dama (fallow deer)
Lineage: Eukaryota; Metazoa; Chordata; Mammalia; Artiodactyla; Cervidae
Gene: MAML3
Product: mastermind like transcriptional coactivator 3
Exons: 5
Coding region: 880-4209 (1109 amino acids)
Biological process (GO): positive regulation of transcription of Notch receptor target; Notch signaling pathway
Cellular component (GO): nucleoplasm; nuclear speck
Molecular function (GO): transcription coactivator activity
Source: RefSeq, a predicted model, not a curated record
UCGCGCGUCCUGAUAUCACUCCGCUGGCAUGGAGGAGGAGGAGGAGGUGGAGGAGCGAGAGGAGGAGGAGGCGGCGGCGGCGGCGGCGGCGGCGAGCAGUUGAUCAUUGUGAUGGUGGCAGGAGCAGCGGCGGCAGCGGCAGCCCAGCCGAGCGUUAGGGGCUGCUCUCCGCGCGGCGUUUUGCAAAGGACUUCACCGAUCUACUUUUGCAGUCGCCUCGGACUGUCCAUGUGUUUACUUCCCCCAGCCCGAGGAUUCGAUAUCUAGGUUCCUGUGAAAUGCAACUGAGCAGCCAAAGUACUUUGAGAACACGGGGCGGCAUAAACACCAAAACUUUUUUGUGGAAGGAAAAUGCAAUAAGCAAGCUUGCCGUUUUCCGAUGCGGUGUGGAGUGAGUGUGUGUCGCGCGUGUCCGCACUGGAGGCAUAUGCUUGUGUGUGUACAUGGGUUGUGUUUUUCGGUACGUAGGGAGAAAAUGCUUGCCAACCACCGGAAAUCUCUUGGAAUUUAUUAGAAAAUAAUGGAUUAUGAAAAGAAGGCAGGCGAAGAGCGGAUCUUCCCUUGAGUUGCAACCCGAUUUGCUGCUGGCUCAGUUUGUUGUGAUUCUUUUUGUUGAUAGGUGUCUGAUGGUAUUCUGAUAACACCCCCCCUUUUUUCCCCUCGAGCUUUACAGUUUAAAAAAAGGAAACAAAAAAACCACCCCAAAAUCUCUCCCCCCCCCCCUUUUUUUUUUCGCCCGGUCGGGAUCGCUGUUUCCAUCCAUGUGCUUGCGUCUCCCCCGCGUUCCACUUAAACUAUUUUAAUCCUUGGACCCAAGGAGGAGGCUGAUAGGGGGUGGAUAAAAAAAGUUCUUCCAAAAUAGUGUGCCCGGGGAGCAGGAUGGGGGAUUUCGCAGCCCCCGCUGCUGCCGCGAAUGGCAGUAGUAUUUGCAUCAACAGUAGCCUGAACAGCAGCCUCGGCGGGGCCGGGAUCGGUGUGAAUAAUACUCCCAAUAGUACUCCCACUGCUCCGUGUAGCAGUCACCCCGCUGCCGGCUGCGGCAGCGGCGGCUCCGGGGGCCCGGGCGGCGGAUCGGCGGCCGUCCCCAAGCACAGCACGGUGGUGGAGCGGCUCCGACAGCGCAUCGAGGGCUGCCGGCGCCACCACGUCAACUGCGAGAACAGGUACCAGCAGGCUCAGGUGGAGCAGCUGGAGCUGGAGCGCCGGGACACCGUGAACCUCUACCAGCGGACCUUGGAGCAGAGGGCCAAGAAAUCGGGCGCCGGCGCCGGCAAGCAACAGCACCAGAGCAAACCCCAGCAAGAUGCGGAGGCUGCCUCGGCGGAGCAGAGGAACCACACGCUGAUCAUGCUCCAAGAGACUGUGAAAAGGAAGUUGGAAGGAGCCCGAUCACCACUUAAUGGAGACCAGCAGAAUGGUGCUUGCGAUGGGAGCUUUUCUCCAACUAGCAAGCGAAUACGAAAGGACAUUCCCACGGGGAUGGAAGCCAUCAACAAUUUACCCAACAACAUGCCACUGCCUUCAGCUUCUCCUCUUCACCAACUUGACCUGAAACCCUCUUUGCCCUUGCAGAAUAGUGGGACUCACACUCCUGGGCUUCUGGAAGACCUGAGUAAAAAUGGGAGACUCCCAGAACUUAAACUUCCUGUGAAUGGUUGCAGUGACCUGGAGGACAGCUUCACCAUCGUGCAGAGCAAAGAUCUCAAACAAGAACCUCUUGAUGACCCUACUUGCAUAGACCCAUCAGAAACCUCUCUUUCCAACCAGAACAAGCUGUUCUCGGACAUUAACCUGAACGAUCAGGAGUGGCAGGAGUUAAUAGAUGAACUGGCCAACACCGUUCCUGAAGACGACAUACAGGACCUGUUCAAUGAAGACUUUGAAGAGAAAAAGGAGCCGGAAUUCUCGCAACCGGCCACAGAGACCCCGCUGUCCCAGGAGAGCGCCAGUGUGAAGAGCGACCCGUCUCACUCUCCUUUCGCUCACGUCUCUCUGGGCUCGCCCCAGGCCAGGCCUUCCUCUUCGGGUCCUCCCUUCUCCACCGUCUCCACGGCCACCAACUUACCUUCCGUGGCCACCACUCCCGUGGCGCCCAACCCCGCCAGCUCCCCCGCAAACUGUGCGGUCCAGUCCCCUCAAACUCCCAACCCAGCUCACACGCCGGGCCAGGCUGCGGCCCGGCCCGGCAAUGGUUAUCUCCUCAAUGCCGCCGCCGUGCCGGUGGCCGCGGCGGGCCCGGGCCCCGGGGCCGUGCCCGGCUCCGACCUGUCCCCCGCCGAGCAGCUCAAGCAGAUGGCCGCGCAGCAGCAGCAAAGGGCCAAGCUGAUGCAGCAGAAGCAGCAGCAGCACUCCAAUCAGACUUCCAGCUGGUCUCCCUUAGGGCCGCCAUCCAGUCCCUACGGAGCAGCUUUCACGGCGGAAAAACCAAAUAGCCCCAUGAUGUACCCCCAAGCCUUUAACAACCAAAAUCCUAUAGUGCCUCCCAUGGCCAACAACCUGCAGAAGACGACAAUGAAUAACUACCUCCCUCAGAAUCACCUGAAUAUGAUCAAUCCGCAGCCAAAUAACAUGGGUGCAAACUCCUUAAACAAACAGCACAACAUUCUGACUUACGGCAACACGAAGCCUCUGACCCACUUUAAUGCCGACUUGAGUCAGAGGAUGACGCCCCCGAUGGCCAAUCCCAACAAGACCCCCCUCACGCCCUACAUCCAGCAGCAGCCCCCGCAGCCGCCCCCGCCUCAGCUCCAGGCCCCCAGGGCGCACCUGAGUGAGGACCAGAAACGCGUGCUCCUCAUCAAGCAGAAGGGAGUGAUGAGUCAGCCCGUGGCUUACCCGGCGCUGCCAUCCCACGGCCAGGAGCAGCACCCAGUGGGGCUUCCCCGGACCACGGGCCCCAUGCAGUCCUCCGUGCCCCCAGGCUCAGGGGGCAUGGUCUCCGGAGCAGGGCCUGCGGGGCCAGGCUUCCUGGGCAGCCAGCCCCAGACAGUCCUCAUGAAGCAGAUGCUCAUUGACCAGCGGGCCCAGCUGAUGGAGCAGCAGAAACAACAGUUCCUGCGGGAACAGAGGCAGCAGCAGCAGCAGCAGCAGCAGCAGCAGCAGCAGCAGAUUCUCACAGAGCAGCAGCUGCAGCAGCCGCACUUACCCCGGCAGCACCCGCAGCAGCAGCAGCGGAAUCCGUACCCAGUGCAGCAGGUCGCCCAGUUUCAAGGGUCUCCCCAGGAUAUAGCAGCUGUGAGGAGCCAGGCCGCCCUCCAGAGCAUGCGAACUUCACGGCUGAUGGCACAGAACGCAGGCAUGAUGGGAAUGGGACCCUCCCAGAACCCAGGGACAAUGGCCACAGCGGCCGCCCAGUCUGAGAUGGGACUGGCCCCUUACAGCAACCCAGCUACCAGCCAACCGGGAAUGUACAACAUGAGCACAGGCAUGACCCAAGUGUUGCAGCACCCAAACCAAAGCGGUAUGAGUAUCACACACAGCCAAGCCCAGGGGCCGCGGCAGCCCACCUCGGGGCAAGGGGUUGGGAUGGUGAGUGGGUUUGGUCAGGGCAUGCUGGUGAACUCGCCCAUGACCCAGCAGCGCCAGCAGAUGAAGGGGCCGGUCGGCCAGGCCUUGCCCAGGCCCCAGGGCCCGCCGAGGCUGCAGAGCAUCAUGGGAACGGUCCAGCAGGGAAGCCAGAGCUGGCAGCAGAGAGGCUUACAGGGGAUGCCUGGGAGGACUAGUGGAGAGUUAGCAUCAUUCAACAAUGGCGCCAGCUACCCACUGCAAGCUGGCCAACCGCGGCUGACCAAGCAGCACUUCCCCCAGGGACUGAGCCAGGUGGUGGAUGCGAACCCUGGAGGGGUGAGAACGCUCAACCCGGCUGCCAUGGGUCGGCAGAUGAUGCCACCGCUCCCGGGGCAGCAAGGCACCGGCCAGGCCAGGCCCAUGGUCAUGUCAGGCCUGAACCAGGGUGUUCCUGGCAUGCCAGCCUUCAGCCAGCCCCCGGCACAGCAGCCGAUGGCCAGCGCCAGCUUUGCCUCCAGCAGCCAGAGCCAAGCCUAUGAGCGGAACCCCCCUCAGGACAUGUCGUACAAUUACAGUGGCGACACGGCUGGGGCGUCCUUCCCCGGCCUCUCGGACGGUGCCGACCUUGUGGACUCCAUCAUCAAAGGUGGACCUGGGGAAGAGUGGAUGCAGGAGCUCGAUGAAUUGUUUGGAAACCCCUAGUCAGGAGCGGCCCUGGCCACCACAACUCCAGUGGUUUAAAGCUCCAACCGUGAAAAAGAAACAGGAUGUCACCGCAUCCUUGUUUUUUUGUGUUGUUUUUUUAACCCACGUGAUCUGAGCAAAGCUGCAGCCAGCUGACUGUGGAAGAUCCAGGCCGUCAAUCCACAGCCCCGCCGGGCCCCGUUUCACCUGAUUUUCACACAGCAAUGGAGACAGACGCCCUGCAGACCCUGCUGCGAGAGAGGGGGACACACCAGAGGUGGGCAGGGAAGAUGAUUCCGGAGCCCUCAGCUUGGCACUCCCUGUGAUCACCCAGCCCAGCAAGAGUCGCUGCAGCCAAGACAGACUGCUGCCCCACGUGAGGUGGCCGUCAGAGCCUCCUGGCCUUGGCCGGGGUCUACAGCUUUGGAGACCCAGAGGGGAGAGAGCCUGGGGCCGAGAGUCCCACGGAAGCCCCUGGGUGGUGGCGCAAGCCAAGAGCACAGGUCAGAUACGCGCUAAACUCUGGCUGCAGAGGUAUCAGCCUUCAAGACACGCUACUGGGCUUGGAGGGAAGGUACAAAGAACAGUGAGAUGUCACAGAAGACAGGAGACCCUACAGCCUGUAUCCUGCUCAUGAUGGCCUGCGGGAAUCUUACAGCUUGGAGAAGGGUCCUGGCAGUCCUGGGCGGGCAGCCCUCUGCUGAUGACCGUGGUGACUAUUACUCCGCGGAGUUGGCCUGGAGCUUCCUGGGGGCCCGGUAUGACCCGAUACGUCUCAGCGGGUCCUUCUACUCCCGGAGGCCGAGGAUGGGGAGGCCCAGGGUGGACGCUGUGUGUCUUGUCAGUGCGGCCGCCUUCCCCCGAGCUGGUCCCUGCCCUCAUUCCUCUUCACCUACACCCCAGCCUGCCUGUGCUGGUCCUUGCAGACUAUCCAAGAAGAAAUGAAGCUUUUUGUCUUUAGGGAGCCUGGGCGGAGGGAAAAUAAGAGCAAGAAGAACUUAGACAAUGCCUGAAAUGCAAAGGCCACACUGGAGUUUUUCUUUCUCUGCCUGGAACCGAGCGGGUUGCUCUGCUGCUCGGUGGUGGGUUUCCAUGAGCUGCAUCUGAUGUUUCUGGGACACUAGGGAGGACCAGCCUGGACAUCACCAGCUCUGGUUCCCUUUGGGAAAAUCCCAGGGGUGAUGCUCUUAAAGCAGCCUGACCCCUCAUCCCUGCUCAUCAGAAAGACAAAUCUCAAGCCCCGAAAGCUGAGGAACUGAAAAACCCAUUGCUCCACUUCACACAUUUUGAUAAUGAAAAGAGGGAAGGUAUGGUUCCUUUCCUUGAGCAAAGCGAUCCCCUCUUGAAGUUCUGUACAGUUGUUCUUUGUGUAAUUCACGCAGAUCUGUCCUAAGUGAAGUCUGUUGGAAGGGAUCCACAACCUCUGCUGCUGGAGGGCUGGUCUCAUCUGCCCUACCCUCCCCUCCCACUGGCCUGUUUCAGAGGCCACGGGACAUAGUUCUUGUCCUGAGUGAGUGAGCAUGGCAUAAGCGUUUCUCCUGCCAUCCCUUCCCUCCAUGUCCAAAGGCAGGCUUGCUUCUGUGCACUCACAUGCCACUUGCCACACCAGAGCCCCUGCCCAGCCUGGGGAGUCACACUGAGGGCAGGUCCUGGGACUGAAGCGGGUAAAAAUGAAGCGCUGGGACAGAGGAUGCAGAGAGGCAGCAGGCAGGCAAACACUGCCCGGGGCCUGCUCGCCAAGGACCAAGGUCACAGCUCUCCUUGGCAAGGGGCAGCCUGGAGACCAGAGCGGGCCACGUGGGCGAGGACCCAGGUCGGGGCUGCGGUCCCUGGGGGAGGAGGUGGUGGCCGGCUGACCAUGAACUCCCUGCGUGGGGAAGGCCACCGCCAAGGCAGCUCUCGAAUGGAAGCAGAUGAAAACCAAAACCAAACAAGAGAAAGUGAAGAAACGAGAAGACACAGAAAUAUAUAGUUACCUUUUUCUGAAAGGUACAGGAAAUAAAUAUAUAAGCAAUGAUGAGGAACUGGAGGUGGCUGAUGGAGGGGGGCGAGGGGGCCCCCAUUCUCCCUUAAAAGCUUCCUCCGAAUGCUCAGUACUGGGACCAACUACAUAGAGAGGUAGAUUUUAAUAAGGUGGCUUCGUUUUGUUUUUUGUUUUCACUACGGUGCUGAUGUAUAUGUAAUGUCUAAAAAAAAAGUUAUUUGUAAAUAAGUUUUUACAAUACUACAGAUAUCACUGGGUCUACUAUCUGUAAAAAAUAUACAUAUAAAUAUAUAUAUACUGUUUGUUUAAAAUAGAGUAUUUUUAUUUCAUUCCUUAACUCAUCAUCCCAGCAGUGGUAUUGCACUUCAGAUGAUAUCGAAUUACUAAUUUGUACUGUAUGAUCUAUGGCAACUUCCUCCAUUUGAUUCAGAUUUUUCUAGUUUUCUGGUUUUACUUUGUACAUUGAGCAUUGCUUCUUUCCUUUUGAGAAAUGUACAGAACUUGGAAAUGUAGAAAUGAAGUGAUGUUGGCAUACCACUUUUAAAGAAAAAAAAAAAAUAAAAGAUCGUUAUCUGAACCAAUCCAAAGUUUAGUUUAUUUUAGGGAAUUCCCUGGCAGGCCAGUGGUUAGGACUCCACACUUUGAUUGUCAAGAGGCACAGGGUUCAGUCCCUGGUUGGGGAACUAAGAUCCCACAAGCCUCACAGCAUGGCCAAAGGAAAACAAACAGAAACAUCACUUAAAAAAAAAAAAAAGUAUCUUUUAGGACUGGCACAGGCGCUCCAGCCUUAAUUAAGCAGAUAAACAUUUUAUGCCUGGGUUUUAAUUGAUUAAUUGCAGUUCUUGUCUCGAAGUUUUGAUAUCAUUAUUUAAACAUUUAAGUAACAGUGGAGAUCAAUCAAUCCUCCCCAGCCUUUUUAAUUCCACCACACUGUUAAAACAUUCCAAAUUUGCUCUCCAGGGGAAUGUGGCAAAAGUAAGAGAAUCACCUAUGAAAGGAGUAUACUGGAUCCAUCCAGGAUUCAGAGCCGUGACAGUUCAGCUUCUACCUGGUUCACUCAGGGAACUUGGAAAACAAUCGUACACGUUUCAUUUGAGAAGGAAGAAAACUCAAGGAAUAUAUUAGGUGGGAGAGUAACAGUAGGCCUUGCCCCACUUUAAUGGACACUGUAGUUACACAUGCGCGCGCGCACACACACACACACACACACACACCACAGGUGCCUUACCUCCCAGCUGCGGCUCUUUGGAGGGCGGUCUCCCGCCAGAGCCCGGCUCAGCCAGCAGCUGAGUUCCACAGAGUUGAACGUGCUUAGACGUUUACAUCCCUCCAGACUCACUGAGCCAAUGGCCUGCUGGUGCAGGAGCGUGAAAGCCCAGUUAACUUGCCCGGACAAACCCUGAGGCAAAAUUUCUGUCCCGAGCUCCCCUCCAGGAGCUGGCAGAGGUUGGGACUUCGCCAGAAGGUGCUCCCUUGCUGGGCUUCCUGCCUUUUUCUGCCCUGUUCCCCCCUCCCCAACUCCCUCAGCUUCCCCUUCCUGGGAGCCCUUUGUUAACAAAUCACUCACAUGUGAAUCCACUCCACUUCUAGAAGACCUGACCUAAGGCUUUCCAUCAGACUUUGAAAGGCAUGGUAAAAGAGCACAUGUCAAAACUGUCUGGAUGAAGCAAAGGAGCCCACAAGAACAGAAUAAGGUCAUCAUCAAAAAUAGAUCCAAACCAAAGGUGAGUUUUAAUACAUACAAACCAAGAGAAGGAAUGAACUUGACUAUGGAAGAAAAGUCCCUUCCAUGGGUAGGGACUGAACCCCACCCGUCGUGGGCUAUGGUUCCAGACCAGCUGACAAAUAAGAGCAUGGAGGAAAAAACUGUGUGACAGUGGGCCUUGUCCCAGUAAUAUAGACUUAGUGACUUGUGGUCAAAAAUCAACUGAUUUGGGGGUGGGGAUGGAAAGGCUGACAGCAGAAUAAAUCAUGAAGCCUGAGAAGGGUUGAGUACUCCUUGUCUGGGUUAGUUAAAACCACAUGUUUUUACUUACUGCCCUGGAUGGAUGGAAUACCUUUCUCCUUUAAAAUGAUUUCUUAUUUGUACUCAUGUUGACCUUUAUAAAAUCUCAGUAUAGCAAGUGUGUAACAGGGGAAGAAGGAGGGAGAGAAUAAACAUUUUUCCAAGAAGUCACUGGGCAUCUGCCCCCGUGAGGAAGUAUUUUACUGCUGAAAGUUAAGGAACAUUCAGAAGCAUUAGAGGAUCUAUUUCUGCCUUUAAUCCAUCUUUUCAAGGAAGGGUCUAUUAAUAUCUAGAGAAAUGGGGUUAAAGAAAACAAAGACUUGAUGUUUUUCCUUAUAAUGACAUUUUAGCCACACCUCAUUGUCCACCAAUCCUGCAAAGAAAAGAAGGGGAGGAAAAAUACCGUGGGAGAGAGCAGGGCUACUUGUUUGUGUAAAUAGUCCUUUAUCUAACUUCUUUGUAAGUUGUGAGGACAUUAGAUUUCACGCUGCUGUCCUCUGGACAAGUUACCACAGACACAUGUCUCAUUUCAUAACAAGCAGAGGUAAUUAGGGCAUCAUUCACACACUUGGAGCUUCCCAUGUGGUACUCGUGGUCAAGAACCCACCAGCCAAUGCAGGAGACAUAAGAGACACGGGUUUGAUCCCUGGGUUGGGAAGAUCCCCCUGAGGAGAGCAUGGCAACCCCCUCUGGUAUUAUUCGCUGGAGAAUCCCAUGGACAGAGGAGCCUGGCGGGCUACAGUCCACAGGGUCACACAGAAUCCGACAUGACUGAAGUGACUUAGCCCACAGCACUCACACACUUGGGCCAUAUCCAGGACAGCUGCCGACCACAACUUACGCUAUGGCUCUGUUCCUAACACUGAUCCCAAAUCAAGCAUACAGCACUCAACAUUAGAAAAAAGAUCUACAGAGCUACCAAGAAGCUGACUUUAGCUUUUAACUUUGCUUCAGAAUUUUUAACUUUUCUGUUAUGAACCUUUUCCAACAGGCAGAAAAAUAGUAUAAUGCAAUGAAGAGCUAUACACUUAGCAACUCAAUUUGAUACUUAUUAACACCUCGUCAUAUACGCUUCACAUAUGUAUUUUGUGGAACUAUUUCAAACGAAGCUAUACAUAACCGGUCACUUCACCCCACAACCUCCCAGCAUACAACGCCAAAGAAUUAGGGCAUUUUCUUCCCUAGCCAUAACAACAUUAUAGCACUGAAGACACGAUUCCCUAAUACUGAAUUCUUAUUCCUUAUUCAAAUUGUCCCAAAUGUCUCCCAUAGCUAUUUUUUUUUCUAACUAGGCUUUGAUCAAGGACCCCACAUCACCAUUUGGGUUUUAUGCCUUUUGAAGGCUCUAUUAAUAGAGAAAAGUUCUUCUCCCUUUGUUUAUAACAUUAACUUUUUGAGGCAAGGAAUCUGAUUUCUAAAAAUAAAAUCAAAAAACAAAAUAAAACAGGGACUUCCCUAGCAGUCCAGUGGUUAAGAUUCUGCACUUCCAAUGCAGAGGGCACAGGUUCGAUCCCUGGUUGGGGAACUAAGAUCCCACAUGCACCACACAGCAAAAAACAAAAGGAAAUAAAAUCAGUCAACUUACUAAUACACAAAAAAUAUGUAUGUCAAACAUAUCAGAAACUCACAUCUCUCUGGCCAGCACAUUUACUCCCUGCAGCCAAAUUUAUACGAAUUAAAAUCAUCAAGAGGUUGCCUUGGUGACAACAGAAUUAGAACAAAGGGAAUAAGUUCUAUAGUUCAGAUACUAUAAAGAUACAAAGUUUGAUAUACUGGUGGGCUGGUCUUCAUUUUCCACAUGUAUGGUUUAACCAAACUGUGUGUGUGUCUGUGUGUGUGUGUGUUUUCAGUUUACAUAUUUAAACAGUUCCAAUUUAGAUGCAAAAU